UGCUCCUCUCGCCUCAGAUUUAGGAGCUGCUUUCUGAUCAGCAGGAAUAUUGUGGAGAGCUAUCACCCCAGCCAUGCACCCCGGGACCCCUACAGCCUCUGCAGUCUCUGAGCCCAGCCCUCGGGAACUGUGUGCCUUCGUGAGUGGGGCAACCACCCACAUGCUGCGUGCCCUGCACCCUCGGCGGACCCGGACCCCCAAAAGGAGACCCAACCACAGGAGGUUUCUGCACAACCAGAUCUGCAGGCAGUUUGCCAAGAUUGAAGCUGCCACCCGGCGCCUGGCGCUGUCUAUCCUAUCCCAGGAGGCACCUCCCCAGAGACCUGCGCCCCGGAGGCCGCCCCUGCCGCCUCCAUCCCCCUUCCUGGGGGUGGCCUGUGCUGUGGCCCCCACUGAGGCACCCUACGCAGGCCCCAGCCUGAGCCUCGCGGCCCUGGACACCUCCACCCUCGACCUCUUUGAUGACAUUGCACUCACCCCCGAGUGUCCCUCAGGGCCAUCUGAGUUGUCCCUCUGUGCUUGGGGCCAGCCAGACCUGAGGUCUUGUUUAUACGAUGCGGGUGGCCGCUACCCACCUGCCCAGCUGGAGUUCGCGUUCUCCGCACCCACGGCGCCGCUCCGCCCCGGGCCCGCCAUUCACGCCCUUCCCGGCUCCCCAUUGUGUGCCCGGCACCGCCCCUCCACGGAGGGCCAAACAGCCUCGCCUGUGGAUUGGCCGGCCGCAAGGGCGGGGCAGAGCUUGGCGAGCGCCGAUUGGGUGGCUCGGCCUGGAUGGGCGGACGCGGAUGGCGCGGGGGCGGGCCACGUGUGGCGACCCUACAAAAAACGGUGA
This is a messenger RNA of Zalophus californianus (California sea lion), 832 nucleotides long. RefSeq lists its product as uncharacterized. The transcript is spliced from 4 exons. The record is from RefSeq and is a predicted model, not a curated record. Lineage: Eukaryota; Metazoa; Chordata; Mammalia; Carnivora; Otariidae. The coding region runs from base 74 to 832 and encodes 252 amino acids.